AUGCCUCCGUCGACAGAGGCGCCGUCUUCGGCGGUCCAAGUGCUCCCGCUCACGCCCUUCACACCCGACCUUUACGAGCGCGCGUGGUGUUCCGUACCCCAUCCGACACUCCCGCUCAUCGCGACCGCCUACUCCAAAUCGGUCAAGAUCUUUUCUCUGUCCACUCUCUCCUCCCACAGCACCCUGACCGGCGGCCACACACGGUCCAUUCGCUCGGUCACCUGGAAGCCGAACCUCCCUCCCCAACAGCUUUGCCUCGUCACCGGCAGCUUCGACUCUACCGCCGGCCUUUGGCGUUGGGACGGUGAACUUCCGUUCGCGGGCGGCGACGACGUUUCCGCCCCGGAGCCCCUCGAGAUCGACCUCAGCGGCGCGGCGAAGAGGCGUGCCACCGACGGCAGCGACGGCGAUACGGACUGGGAGUUUACGCUGGUUCUCGAGGGCCACGACUCGGAGAUCAAAGGCGUCUCCUUCGCCCCGUCGGGUGCGUAUCUCGCCACUUGCAGUAGAGAUCAGACCGUCUGGAUAUGGGAGGACGUGGGCGCCACCGAGGGUGACGACGAGUGGGAGACGGUCGCCGUGCUGAACGAGCACAACGGUGACAUGAAGGGCAUCGCCUGGUGCCCGGACGUGCCUGGAAGGAACUCACGCCGACGGUACAGCGCCGACGUCCUCGCGAGCGCGAGCUACGACAACACGGUCCGCGUAUGGCGCGAGGACGGCGAUGGCGAGUGGGUGUGUGUGGCGGUGCUUGAAGGCCAUGAGAGCACCGUCUGGGGCGUGCAAUGGGAGCAGAAGCCGAGGGAGGACGGCGGCUUCCCGCGACUGCUCAGUUACUCGGCAGACCAGACGAUACGGAUAUGGAGCCUGAAGGUUGAGGACGAGGAGGAUGAAGGGCCUGGGGCAGCCUUUCGAGGCGGCCUGGGCGGCAUCCCCAACACGAUGCGAAGGUCGCUGCGGGAGGAGUGGGUGUGCACGGCUGUCCUGCCCAAGGUGCAUACGCGAGACAUCUACUCGGUGACGUGGAGCGCGACGUCCGGCAUGGUUGCCAGCACGGGAAGCGACAGCCUCAUUGCAGUAUAUCGGGAAGACUGCAAGACGAGCGAUACGGAAGCGGCUGCCACGAGCGGAGAGAGCGCGACCGUGGCGGCAGCGGGAUCGAGCACGUGGCGUGUCGUGGCGGAGGUGCCAACCGCCCACGGCCCGUACGAGAUCAACCACAUCACUUGGUGCAAGAGGUACGACGCUGGAACUGAGAACAAGGGCGUCGAGGAGAUGCUGGUCACUACGGGAGACGAAGGACUGGUCAAGCCUUGGCAGGUGGUCGUGUCGUAG
This is a messenger RNA of Colletotrichum higginsianum IMI 349063, 1335 nucleotides long. RefSeq names its product putative cytosolic iron-sulfur protein assembly protein 1. Gene Ontology annotation, molecular function: protein binding. The record is from RefSeq and is a predicted model, not a curated record. Lineage: Eukaryota; Fungi; Ascomycota; Sordariomycetes; Glomerellales; Glomerellaceae. The coding region runs from base 1 to 1335 and encodes 444 amino acids. The transcript has a single exon. Gene Ontology annotation, cellular component: cytosolic [4Fe-4S] assembly targeting complex. Gene Ontology annotation, biological process: iron-sulfur cluster assembly.